AUGGAUUAUCGCGCCGAGAUCGAUUUCAUUACCCAGGCUGAGUGGACUGCCGUGGUCGCUGCCCUCCACCGCGACAUCCUUGACAACAGGGAGAUGCUUUCUGCGGAUAUCAGGAAUGUGGAUAGUGGUGCUGGCAUUGCAUAUUCUGUCUUGAAGGCUGUCUAUCCGAAGCAUUCUGACAAGCAGCUCAGAUUUGCUGCCCCCGAAGUUCUUGCAAACUCCGGAAAGUUGCGAGGUUUUCGUAGAUCCAGAGACAAUGCUACUCGCGCUACCGUUGCCACCAAGUACCUCAAAGAACGCUCAAGACUGUGGAUGGUCGCCCCCAUCACCCGCACAGUUGAUGAUAAGACGGCCAAGACUCUUGUUGAAGAUCGUUGCACACAGCAACCUAAGUAUGACGAAGCUUACAGCAACAUCAUGUUCGUCUGUAGCAGAGCCGACGAUGUAUCCCUGGAUGAAGCCGCCCCGAGUUUUGGGAUCGUGAAUUCCAUGGAGAAGGAAUAAGAGCGAAGGAGAGGACUGAAAGCUGAGAUUGAGCGCAGGCAGAACGAUCUGAGGACACUUGAAGCCCAAGACUAGGUGGUUAAUGAUAUCAGAUUGCUAGC
Messenger RNA from Colletotrichum godetiae, 605 nucleotides. RefSeq lists its product as uncharacterized. The transcript is spliced from 3 exons. NCBI's taxonomy places the organism in Eukaryota, Fungi, Ascomycota, Sordariomycetes, Glomerellales, Glomerellaceae. The record is from RefSeq and is a predicted model, not a curated record. The coding region runs from base 1 to 504 and encodes 167 amino acids.